Messenger RNA from Homalodisca vitripennis (glassy-winged sharpshooter), 544 nucleotides. Its product is annotated as V-type proton ATPase subunit F-like. NCBI's taxonomy places the organism in Eukaryota, Metazoa, Arthropoda, Insecta, Hemiptera, Cicadellidae. The transcript has a single exon. Bases 85 to 480 code for a protein of 131 amino acids. The record is from RefSeq and is a predicted model, not a curated record. Gene Ontology annotation, cellular component: membrane; proton-transporting V-type ATPase, V1 domain. Gene Ontology annotation, biological process: proton transmembrane transport. Gene Ontology annotation, molecular function: proton-transporting ATPase activity, rotational mechanism.
CAUUUCCAUGGUAUUACAAAUAUUCAAGUUCACAAUUUCAAGUACACAUCAAGCACACAUCAAAUUUCAAGUAAUAUUUAUAACAUGGCAAGACGUAUGACACAUCAACCAUCAACUUCGGACAGACUGAUAGCAGUGAUUGGUGACGAAGACACUUGUGUCGGAUUCUUGCUCGCAGGAGUAGGAGAAAUCAGAGACAAAAAAGCUAACUUCUUGAUUGUCUAUAAAGACACAAAAAAGAGUGAAAUAGAGGAUGCCUUUAGAGAUUUCACCAAACGGGGCAGCAUUGAAGUUAUUCUGAUAACGUUAACGGCUGCGGACAAGAUACGUGAUGUACUCAACGCCUACAAACAGACUCUCCCCGCAGUGUUAGAGAUACCCUCCAAAGACCAUCCGUACGAUAUAACGAAAGAUCCUAUCGUGAAAAGAGCACGCGACGGAAUGUUCAACGCGACAGAAGAUAUACCAGAUAUCACCUAGCUCUGUUCUACUCUAUGUUUGUGGUGAAAUAAAGGUUGGCUCAGAGAAAGCAACAUUUCUUAGU